Condylura cristata (star-nosed mole) is the source of this 948-nucleotide messenger RNA. Its product is annotated as olfactory receptor 4Q3-like. Gene Ontology annotation, cellular component: membrane. The transcript has a single exon. Gene Ontology annotation, molecular function: G protein-coupled receptor activity; olfactory receptor activity. NCBI's taxonomy places the organism in Eukaryota, Metazoa, Chordata, Mammalia, Eulipotyphla, Talpidae. The coding region runs from base 1 to 948 and encodes 315 amino acids. The record is from RefSeq and is a predicted model, not a curated record. Gene Ontology annotation, biological process: G protein-coupled receptor signaling pathway.
AUGAAAAAAGAAAAUGAUUCUACAGUGACAGAAUUUGUUCUUCUUGGCCUCUCAUCCUCCUGGGAGCUGCAGCUAGUUCUCUUCUUAAUAUUUUUGUUGCUUUACAUGGGCAUUGUCCUGGGAAACCUCUUGAUAGUAGUAACAGUCCAAGCUGAUGCUCACCUGUUCCAGUCUCCUAUGUACUAUUUUUUGGGUUAUCUAUCCUUCAUUGACCUAUGUCUGAGUUGUGUUACUAUUCCCAAGAUGUUAGGGGAUUUCCUCCACCAGGGAAAGGUCAUCUCUUUUCCAGGAUGCUUGUCCCAGAUGUUCUUCUUGCACUUUCUGGGAGCCAGUGAGAUGUUUCUGCUGACAGUCAUGGCUUACGAUAGGUAUGUGGCCAUAUGUAAUCCCUUGCACUACCUGACAGUCAUGAAUCGUCAGCUCUGCUUUCAGUUGGUUAUUGCCUGCUGGUGUGGGGGUUUUGUCCACUCUAUCACACAGGUCAUACUGGUCAUUCAGCUGCCUUUCUGUGGCCCCAAUAAGUUAGACAACUUCUACUGUGAUGUCCCCCAGGUCAUCAAGUUAGCCUGCAUGGACACCUAUGUGAUAGAGGUGCUAAUGGUGUCGAACAGUGGUCUGCUAUCUCUUGUCUGCUUUUUGGUCUUGCUCUUCUCUUACGCUGUUAUCUUGCUCACCCUGAGGACUCGCUUCCGCCAGGGCCAGAUCAAAGCCCUCUCUACCUGUGCCUCCCACCUGACAGUGGUCAGCCUGAUCUUCGUGCCCUGUGUCUUCAUCUACCUGAGACCUUUCUGCAGCUUCUCUGUGGAUAAGAUAGUGUCUGUCUUUUACACAGUGAUCACACCUAUGUUGAACCCCCUCAUCUACACACUCAGAAAUGCUGAUAUGAAGAAAGCCAUGAAAAAGCUGAGAAAAAAGCAUGUGACUUUCUACUGCCAUCUGAAGGAAUAA